Messenger RNA from Closterium sp. Yama58-4, 2967 nucleotides. Lineage: Eukaryota; Viridiplantae; Streptophyta; Zygnematophyceae; Desmidiales; Closteriaceae. The record is from the annotation of a GenBank genome assembly.
AUGGGUCGUCAAAAUAGUAAUGGCGGCCGUAGCCGCAAGGAUCAACCCGAGGCUGUCGCGCUUUUUCCGCCGAUACAUGUUAGCCAUGCGACAGCGGCGUCGGGCCCCAAGGCACCUCCGCGAAACAAGAUGGCACUCUACGAGCAGGUUUCCGUUCCGUCGAAGCGAUUCCGGCCGACGGCUCACCCUCUUGGAGGACCAACUAUGAACGCACCCUCGACGUUUCAUCCCAUGCAGAGCGGGUCGACGGUCCCGUUGAUGCCUCCCAACUACGAGAGUAAAUUCUCCUACGCUCCGUACGCCGCCCAGCAACAAGCGCAGCAACAGCAGCAUCCAACAAACAGCUUCAAAACCCCGCCGCAGGCCGGCAGCAUGCUUCAAUCCCAUUCCGGAAUCGCCAGCAGCACGGGAAGCUUCUCCGAAGCCGCCGCCUUCCAAAGCGCCGGCCAGGCUGCCUUUGCCGCCUGCGCCGCGCACAGUUCCGGCGCAGGCGCAGGCGGAAGUGGCGCAGUUCCGCCGCUUACUCCCGGAACGUGGAAUGGCGCAUCGGCGGAAGGAGGCCUGGCGGGGCUGAUGUCGAAUUUCAGCUGGCCUGGAUCGGGUAACCCGAAUGCGUUACUUAUGAUGAGCCAAGCGCAAAUGUUCGGCGGAAUGGGCGGAUUCGGAGGAAGCUCAGGCGCGGGGUCUCCGCCCGACCGCGGGUGCAUACAUGGAAAAGGGGAGGCGUCCGGGCAGCAGCAGCAAGGGCGGAGUCCGUCCGCGGCGGCUGCGCGUUCCGCCGCCAGCGAGAGGCUCGGGCGCAGGCGCGGGGAAGAGCGGAGCAGCCGCGGAGGACCCGCGCGUAGCGGAGUGGACGACGCGCGGAAAGGGGCGUUGCGGAAGAGCGCAAGCACGAGGUCUGCGGGGUCCUGGGGCCCAGCGGCCACUGCGCCUGCUGGUGUAAUCGGCGGAGGCGGAUGCGGAGGCGGCGGCGGAGGCGGAGGGGGAGGGGGAGCGGUUGGCGCGAUGUCGACGACGAGUGGGCGGAGCAUGAAGAGCACGAUGAAGAGCGGGGCGCGGGGUGCGGCGAAGGGCGGAAAGGGGAAGAAGCGCAAGGAGAUGGCGGCUGGUGAGGGUGCGGAGAUUCUUACACAAGCGCAGCAGGAGCAAGCGCAGGAGCGCGCGGAAGGAUCAGCGGGAGCAGCCGCGGAAGCAGCGGAGGGAGCGGGAGUGGGAGCGGGCGCGGGAGCAGCAGAAGAGGAGCUAUUUCGGGGAAUGGAGGUGCUUCGCGCUGCCGCCGUGGCUGCGCGGGAGGAGGAGAGGCGCGCGCGCGCCGCAACCGAGCAUCCGGAGACUGGUCUUGGGUGCGCGGCGGAUGCGGCGGCGGAGGCUGCAGCGCAGGCGGAAGGGGAUGAUGACGAUGCGAGGAUGGUACCUGCGCGGGUGGGUGCGGAUGAGCGAACGGGGGCGGAGGAAGGAACGGGAUUGGCGGAAACGGAGCACAAGGGGGAAAGCUUCGGGGAGCAGCGCGAGGCGCGGGCUCUAGGGCGCUUCCGCGCGGCUGCCGCCGCUGCUGCCGCUGCCGCCGCCGCAGGCGUUGCUGCUGCUGGGUGUGCUAGCAGUUACCAUGGAGGGAUGGUGGCGAGCGAAGGAGCAUCCCUCCUCCCUGCUGCCGCCCCUGCGCUCCCUGCUCGUCCUGCAUCUGCUGUAUCCGCCCUUUUUCAUUCUCCGGCCGCUGCUGUCUCUGCUGCUGGUACCCCAUCUCCCGCUGCUACUGCUGGAAUGCUGGCGAUGGUGCUGGGGAUGGCGGGAGGUGUGGAGGACGAGGAGGAGCGGUUCCGGUGGGAGAGCAGGAAGCGGAGCAGGCGCGCGGAGGAGGGGCGGGGGCUGGGCGCGGGGGAGGCGGAUGGGGAGGUCGCAGGGGAGCGCAAGAGGGGGAAGGGGGAGGGUGCGGAGGGGAGAGUGAGAGGGGAGGGGAGGGAGGGGGUGGAAGGUAGGGAGAAGGGGGAGGGAAGAGGGGAGAUGUGUAUGGGUGACGUGGUGGGUGCAGUGGGGCAGAAGGAGUUUUGGCGCGUGAGGAAGGGCAUUGUGCGGCAGCAACACAUAUUCUCCACUCAGUUGUUUGAGCUGCACCGACUGAACAGGGUGCAGCAGGGGCUGAUCCUCGCGUCCUUCGCGACCGCGUCGGACCGCCUGGCAGAGCAGGAGAUUAAUCGGCGAGCCGCGUUAGACUUCGUCACGGAGCUAGCCGGCCCGCUGCAGCCCCCCAGCUCCCCAGCGCAUUCCCUUUCGGGGGAGCGCACCCCACCCGCCGGCGCAACCCUCGGCGCAACCUUGGGCGCAAAUCCCGGCGGAGCCUUAGCCUCCGGCGCAGCGCUUUUAGGCGCAAGCCUUAGCGGGGACCUGCCAAUUUCCGCCAAUGAGCUCCCCGUGGCGGUGUUUGCGGUCGACCGCGACCUGGUGUGCGCGCUCUGGAACAAGCGCAUGGCGGAACUGACGGGAUGGGCGGAAGGGGAAAUCAUGCGCCUGGGUCGAUUUGCGGAGGGUAGAUUUGCGGAGCGGCUUUUCCGCCCCGCCAGCGCCUCCGCGCCGUUCCGCCGAUGCGAGGACGUUCUCCGCGCAGCGCUCUUCGGCCGCGAUAUAGUCACGGCGGAGUUGCUUCUUCUGAAGCGCGGAGGCAGCUGCGCGCGCGUGCGGUUAUUCGCCAGCGCGCGCACCGACGCGCUCGGCGCGGUUUGCGGCGCAAUUUGCGCCGUCAUUCCCGCGUCUUCGGGAAGCGGGGGUGGGUCGGCGUCCUCGCUGAGCGCAGCUUCCGCGCAUGGGUUCGACGUUGACGGUGGCGGCGGAGGCGGAGGCGGCUUGCCGCCAUUUGCGCCGUCGUUUGCGGCGGGCGAUACGGAGGAAUGGCUGCAGCGGAACGCAUCGGCGGGGAGUCUGUACGGCAUGCACUCCGUGGACGAGGAAUCCGUGGGCGGUGAGUGGUGGUGA